AUGGAAGAUCAACAUUCAUCGAAGAGAGUAAAGACACUAUUUUCAUUCUUUAAAAAGACUGAUGAUCAAUCUAGUGAAAGUAUAUCUCCGAAAAUUGAACACCCCUCAACCUCCACUCCCAUGCAACAUCCUCCAAAUCCAACUCCAGAAAUUCAACAUUCGUCAGUCUCAACUCCGGAACUGCAAUCAUGUACUAGUAUUGAAUGGGAUCCGGGAAAAAGAAAGCAAAUGUUUGAACAUCCUGCCAAUCUACGAGAUGAGAUUAGAAUUGCAUAUAUAAAAGUUGGACCUUAUCAAUUGAAACUUGAGGAGUAUCCAAGGGUAGAAGGAAAAAAACAAGCUCGUUGCUUUCAGAAAAAAUGGUUCACAGAAUUUCCAUGGUUGGAGUAUUCUUCUACAACUGAAAAGGCAUAUUGCUUUUACUGUUUUCUUUUUCAGAAAGAGGGUAAUUCUUCUGCCUGUUCGGGAUUGGUUACUGAAGGAUAUAAUAAAUGGAAGAUGGUGAAAGAUGGAAAUAAAUGUGCAUUUCUUGUUCAUGCUAAUUCAGCAUAUCAUAAACUGUGUGAGACUAGAGCUAAAGAUUUAAUCAAACCGUCUCAGCAUAUUGACAAGGAAGUUGGGGAUGAAUGCUUUUGCAUUCUUGUUGAUGAAGCACAAGAUGCAUCUAAUCGAGAGCAGAUGGCCAUUAUCUUGAGGUUUGUGAAUAGUCACGGUAGUUUGAUAGAACGUUUCUUUGCAAUCCAAAGAAGAGGAAAUUCAACGUAUGUUGGAUACCGAGGAUGUGAAUCUGAAAGUGGGGUUAUUCAAAUGGUUAAUCUGCAACGAUCGAGAGUUACUCGUUGGAGCUCACAUUACAACUCUAUAAAGAGCUUGAUAGAUAUAUAUGGUGCAACCCGCAAAGUGCUUCAAUAUAUUUGUGGUCAUUGUUCAAAUGGUAGAUCUCAAGCUGAAGCUCGUGGUGCUUGCAAAAAGUUGGUGAGUUUUAAGUUCAUAUUUAUCUUGCAUUUGAUGCAUAGAAUAAUGAGAAUCAGUGAUGUUCUUUGUCAAGCCUUUCAAAGAAGAUCCCAAGACAUCUUGACUGCUUUAAGGUUUGUGUCUACUACUAAACAAUUGCUUCAAAAAUUGAGAGAUGAAGAUUGGGAAGAAUUUCUUCAAGAAGUAAAAUCCUUUUGCUCAAAGAACAAUAUUACAAUACCCGAUCUAGAAGGUUUGUAUAACACUGGCCGUUCUAGUGAUGAAACUACAAUUGAGCAUUAUUAUCACUAUGAUGUUUUUAAUGAAGCAAUAGAUUUUGUAAUGAUGGAGUUAAAUACAAGAUUUAACGACAUAUCAGUAGAACUCCUUUCUCUCAGUGCAGCUUUAGAUCCUUAA
Molecule: messenger RNA, 1371 nt
Organism: Olea europaea var. sylvestris
Lineage: Eukaryota; Viridiplantae; Streptophyta; Magnoliopsida; Lamiales; Oleaceae
Exons: 3
Coding region: 1-1371 (456 amino acids)
Source: RefSeq, a predicted model, not a curated record